GCUUGGUUUUUUGGUUUAAUUUUCUUAUUGUUGGUAGAUUCUUGAUUGUUGUUUUGACUUUUAUAUGAAUAGAUUGAUGUAAUUGAGAUUUUCUCACUUGAUCCUUCGAUUAUUGAUCUCCUUUGUGUGUGUGUGUGUGUGUGUGUGUAUUUUCUUAAUAUGUUUGGUUAGGGUCAAUUUUGAUUUCCUUCAAAAAUUAGGCACCAUGUGUGUGGAAUAUUUGAUUGAAUUCUUAAUCUUAAAACUGUAGCUGUAACUAUUACUGAAAUUUCGCUCUCUUUUUUUAUAUGCUUUGAAAUUAAUUACAUAAUUGACAAAUUAUUGCAUGAUAUAUAUUGCUAAAAUCACUCGCACUUAUUUUAAAUUUUUUUGUCAGCCAAUACAUUGAGGUUUUGGAGUUCACUUAAAGAAGGAAAGGGAAUAGCUAGGCAGUAGUUGUUUGUGCUGUGAAUUGUUUUAAGUUAAAUUGUGAGAUGGCAGAGAAAUCAUGCGUCUCUCGGCUUCAGAAGGAAUAUAGAGCACUGUGUAAAGAGCCAGUUCCCCAUGUUGUUGCCCGUCCUUCCUCAAGGGACAUUCUUGAGUGGCAUUAUGUGUUGGAGGGAAGUGAAGGAACACCUUUUGCAGGUGGAUACUAUUAUGGAAAGAUCAAGUUUCCUCCGGAUUAUCCUUAUAAUCCUCCCGGAAUCACCAUGAUCACACCCAAUGGACGUUUCAUGACUCAAAAGAAAAUAUGCUUAUCUAUGAGUGAUUUUCAUCCAGAAAGUUGGAACCCAAUGUGGUCUGUAUCCAGUAUUCUUACAGGGCUUCUUUCCUUCAUGAUGGACAACAGUCCUACGACAGGCAGUGUGAACACUACUGCUGCUGAGAAGCAACGGCUGGCUAAGGCCUCUCUUGCUUUCAAUUGUAAGAACCCAACAUUUAAGAAGUUGUUUCCAGAGUACGUGGAAAAGUAUAACCAGCAGCAGCAAUCUGAGCAGAUUAUGUCAGAUCAAGUGUCACGAGAGGCGUCAAGAGAGGAUAGAUCCAGACCUACAUCAGAAAAACUCGACAAUUCCUCAGGAGAUGUUAAAAGAGAUACACUGAAGGACGCAAGAAGAAACGGGAAACAAACGUUCCCAACCUGGCUAAUGUUGUUGCUGGUUUCUGCCUUUGGUAUUGUAAUGGCGUUGCCUUUGCUUCAACUUUAAUAUAAUAUAAAUUGCGAAAUGAGAAUGUUGCGAUUGGUUAGCGGACAUACAAGCUGAUGCUAGUUGAAGAACUCUUGGAAUGCUACUUAGGUUUGCCCAGUAUUUAGCAGAACUUGUAUAGAGGUUGUUGGUGCUCACUUGGGUCUUCUUAUGUUACUAUUGGCAGUUUGUUAGAUGAUGCCCAAAAGUUGCAUGCUUGUGGCUUUAUUUUCUAAAUAUAAUUGAAGUUAUGUGUGGUACUAUAGGUUAUUCUUUUC
Ricinus communis (castor bean) is the source of this 1444-nucleotide messenger RNA. RefSeq names its product ubiquitin-conjugating enzyme E2 34. The transcript has 9 exons. NCBI's taxonomy places the organism in Eukaryota, Viridiplantae, Streptophyta, Magnoliopsida, Malpighiales, Euphorbiaceae. The coding region runs from base 474 to 1187 and encodes 237 amino acids. The record is from RefSeq and is a predicted model, not a curated record.